AUGGGAGCCAGUUCCUCUGGUGAUGAUCAUGAUGUGGUCAUGAUGGCGUCGGAGAAUAGAACUAGGCCACGGGACGAUGUCCUGCAGAGAUGCUCGUUGACAACCAUGCACACAUUUCGUUACCGCCCAGAACUCUUGCAGGGGGUUGCCGAGCAACUCACGGGGGAAUUGAAGCAGUAUGAAGACUGGUUCAUCGUGGAUGGGGCCAAAUUGAAGGCCAUCACGGAGCAUUUUCUCACGGAAUUGGACAAAGGACUGUCCAUCGAGGGUGGAUGUAUUGUUAGUAUUUUGGAAUCGACAGAAAAAAAUCUGGAACUGAGGGCACGCUGA
Penicillium salamii is the source of this 330-nucleotide messenger RNA. Lineage: Eukaryota; Fungi; Ascomycota; Eurotiomycetes; Eurotiales; Aspergillaceae. The record is from the annotation of a GenBank genome assembly.